AUGAUCGUUGCCAUGGAAAAAGACCACGUCCAGGUCGUCAGCAUGUCGGAUGAUGAACGGAAAAAGGGCAAAUACUCCCCCUUGACACUCCAAAAGGCACUGGAGGCAAUGAACCAAGACGGCCUGGUCGUGCUCAAGAAUGUCGUCGACACCGACCACAUCGCGACGAUCAACGAGAGAAUGUGCCUUGAUGCAGAGAAGAAGAGAGUCGACCCAUCUCAGACAUUCAAUCACGGCGUUAAAUCAAACUUCCUCCAACGCCCGCCGGUGACGGAAUCUUCGUACCUCUUUGAGGACGUAUACUUCAACCCCUUUCUUCUUCAACUAGCCAAUGCAUACCUCGGCCACACACCCAUAUGGAACUGGCUGACGUCCAACGUGGCACUCUCCAACACGUCCGGCCUGCGUCAACCGGCUCACAAGGACUGUGCCUUUGCCCACCCGCAAUACCCAUACUACUUCAUCGCCAACAUCCCGCUGUGCGACUUCACGGUCGAGACUGGCUCCACCGAGUUCUGGCUGGGAUCGCACGCCCACGCCAGCUUUCGCGAACAAGUCAUCGCGACCACGCCCGAGCAGAUCGUCGAGUACGGACGCCUGGGCGAACCCUUACCCGCCAUCACAGACGAGGCAAAGGAGGCACGGAGAGCGAUCCGCCCCCCCAUUCAACCCGAGUGCGGGCCGGGAGAUAUCAUGAUCCGCGAUCUGAGACUGUGGCACGCCGGUAUGCCGAAUGAGUCGGACAAGCACAGGAUCAUGCUGGGGUUAGGGUACCAGAGUCCACAUUAUCCCAAUUACAGUCAGAGAUGCCACUUGCCCUUGUCGCAGCAGGAUUUCUUCAUGCGGUCGUCAGCAGGCGGCACGGUCGAAGUGCGGGCGAAUUUUUACGAGGAUGGAGAGUUUGACAGGUUGACCAAGGAUACUUGGUUCCAGUUGAGGCCUGACUACCUCGCCUAG
Molecule: messenger RNA, 957 nt
Organism: Exophiala spinifera
Lineage: Eukaryota; Fungi; Ascomycota; Eurotiomycetes; Chaetothyriales; Herpotrichiellaceae
Exons: 4
Coding region: 1-957 (318 amino acids)
Source: RefSeq, a predicted model, not a curated record